Messenger RNA from Gadus chalcogrammus (walleye pollock), 1654 nucleotides. RefSeq names its product Rh family, C glycoprotein b (gene rhcgb). Gene Ontology annotation, cellular component: plasma membrane. Gene Ontology annotation, molecular function: ammonium channel activity. The record is from RefSeq and is a predicted model, not a curated record. The coding region runs from base 1 to 1458 and encodes 485 amino acids. Gene Ontology annotation, biological process: ammonium homeostasis; ammonium transmembrane transport. NCBI's taxonomy places the organism in Eukaryota, Metazoa, Chordata, Actinopteri, Gadiformes, Gadidae. The transcript is spliced from 11 exons.
AUGGGCUGCGUCCAGAGCUUCAGGGAUCUGUGCGACCGUCCCAAGAACACCAACGUGCGCGUCAGCCUGCCGGUGGUCUGCUUCGUGUGGCAGACGGCCAUGGUCAUCCUGUUUGGCGUCUUCAUCCGCUACAACACCGAGUCGGACGUCCGCUGGCGGGAGUUCAGGAGGACAAACAACAUCUCGAGCGACAUCGAGAAUGACUUCUAUUUCAGAUACCCAAGUUUCCAGGACGUCCAUGUGAUGGUGUUCGUGGGCUUCGGGUUCCUCAUGACCUUCUUGAAGCGCUACAGCUUUGGGGCGGUGGGCUUCAACUUCCUCAUUGCGGCCUUCGGCCUCCAGUGGGCGCUGUUGAUGCAGGGCUGGUUCAGCUCCCUGGACACCGACGGGAAGAUCAAGAUCGGCGUUGAGAACCUGAUCAACGCGGACUUCUGCGUGGCCGGCUGCCUGAUCGCCUACGGCGCAGUGCUGGGGAAGGUGAGCCCGGUGCAGCUGCUGGUGCUCACCCUGUUCGGGAUCACCCUGUACGCCGUGGAGGAGUACAUCAUCCUGUCCAUCAUACACGCCAGGGACGCUGGAGGCUCCAUGGUGAUCCACACCUUCGGGGCUUAUUAUGGUCUGGCCAUCUCGUGGAUGCUGUACCGGCCCAACCUGGAGCAAAGCAGCCGUCUGCAGGGCUCUGUGUACCACUCAGACGUGUUCGCUAUGAUCGGCACCCUGUUCCUGUGGAUGUUCUGGCCCAGCUUCAACUCGGCCCUGACGGACCACGGGGACGGGCAGCACCGGGCCGUCAUCAACACCUACCUCUCCCUGGCCUCCACGGUGCUCACCAGCGUGGCCGUCUCCAGCCUGUUCCAGAAGCAGGGGAAGCUGGACAUGGUGCACAUCCAGAACGCCACCCUGGCCGGGGGCGUGGCGGUGGGCACGGCGGCCGAGUUCAUGCUGAUGCCCUACGGCUCGCUCAUCGUGGGGUUCUUCUGCGGCAUCAUCUCCACCCUGGGAUACAUCUACCUCACGCCCUUCCUGGAGAAGCACCUGAAGAUCCAGGACACCUGCGGGGUCCACAACCUCCACGCCAUGCCGGGGGUGAUCGGGGGGGUGGUGGGCGCCAUCACGGCCGCCGCCGCCACAGAGACCGUCUAUGGAAAAGAAGGGCUGAUAAACACAUUUGACUUUGAUGGUGACUUCAAGGGCACAACCCCUAGUAGGCAGGGGGGCAUGCAGGCAGCCGCGCUGUGUGUGGCCCUCGUCUUCGGCAUCGGGGGGGGCAUCUUCGUCGGGUGCAUUCUAAGGUUACCUAUAUGGGGAGAUCCUGCAGAUGAGGACUGCUUCGAUGACCAGUUCUACUGGGAGUUACCUGAAGACGAAGAGAGUGUUGAACCUGUCCUUGAAUACAAUAACCACACAAUAAGGAACAAAAACGUAGCGGAAACCAUUUUCAGUGUUGAGCAGACCUGACCUGUCUGCUUCCUGCAGGAAGCCUGGUACCUUGUCCCACGGUUUCGAACCUUCAAACUGAUCAAACAAGGCACUUAGGACUAGUCUAAUAAUGGCUCCUAUAUCUCUCUACAUUUAUCAAAAGUUUUAAAAUAGGAAUGGGAUGGCGAACUUUCCCUCUUCAAACGCAAAUAUGGGGGAUUUGCCGCUUGGCAUA